Messenger RNA from Eurytemora carolleeae, 1332 nucleotides. RefSeq lists its product as uncharacterized. The record is from RefSeq and is a predicted model, not a curated record. Lineage: Eukaryota; Metazoa; Arthropoda; Copepoda; Calanoida; Temoridae. The transcript has 12 exons. The coding region runs from base 59 to 1171 and encodes 370 amino acids.
AGAAAGAAUUAUGAUUAAAUUUGACCAGAAGAAAAUCUAGGUUUCACAGGGUAUAAGUAUGGAUCCAAAGACCGAGGAUUGGACACUACUAGGACUUGGAAUUUCACUCUCUAGUCUUACACUCAUACAGAACACUUUUCAAUGCUUUUCUGGAGCCAAGCGACGAAGCCCUGGUCCUGUACAGUCACUGCACAGAUCUCUGUGUAUAGCAGACACGUUGUACUGCAUUUUUGUACCCGUUGUAAUCGGAGUUCUUCUUCUUACAAAUACAAGGUCUGUUAUUGUUCCACUGAUGAUCAGCUGUUUAACCUGUAGUCUGACCAGUCUGUUCUGUUCGGCUUUCCUCGCAACAGAUAAAACCAUUUCCUUGGCCUGGCCUUUCAUCUACUCUUCAAUAGUCACAGAAUCUAACUCCUUGAAAGCCAGUAUCCUUAUCUGGAUUAUUUCCUUCUUUACCUCCUGCCUAACCCUACUCAGCUCCUAUCCCUGCUCUAGAAAUUCCUUUAACUCCUUAAACCUGACCAAGCUGGUAGAUUCACCCGGAGCUCCUGAAUACAACCCUAACUCCCCUAACCUUACUCAACCAGUGUAUUUACCCGUCAGUCUGGGGCAUGCUGCUUACAUGUCCCAGAGCAGCAGUCACCUUCAAGUCCGAGGGAACAACUCAUCGGGUCCGGAGCUUUAUUUUUCUCCUGAUACCCGUCUAGACUGGAUGCUUGAUCCUGUUCCCGUCUCUCCUGUUCUAACUACAGUACAGAGUACACUUCUAGUUCUAACAUUUGUGUUUCAUCUCUACGUUUACGUUAUAGCACAUCGUCAUGUUAGAACCAUACAGUUAACACACAGAUCAAAUCAUGCCUCUAUACAGCGACUGAAUUCAGUCAUGGCCAGAAGAGAAUCCUGUCCCUUCCCUGCCGAGUAUUCGAAUUCACAAUACCAAAGGAGGGAGUAUACCUACCAUGCACCUUCUUCACCUUCCCCUUCCCCCUUCCAGUCCCCCCUUCAUAUCCCCCCUCCUUCACCUUCUCCUUCACAACACAACAACAAUUCAGAGUUCAACUACAACAACACAGUGUCCCCAUACCAAAACUUUAAAGAGUUGCAGGUUCCUGGUUGUUCCCUAGCACCCCCUGGUUCCCCUGCCCACUCCUCUAGGUGCGGGAGUAGCUGACCCUCUGCCCCUAACUCCCCUGGGAGUAUCCCUAGCCCCCCUUCACAUAGGGACUAUCUACUUCUCAUCUACCCCCUUCUUCUCUCAGCAGCCUGGAUACCUUUUAUAGCUUUCUCUAUAUAUAUACAGAUGAAACCCUGUAAUAUAUCUGAAAGAACAAU